AUGGUAUUCAUUACAUGUCCUAGUGACAAACUGGAGAAAUCACUUGUUCUUUGUCUUCUUUAUCAAGUCAUCUUGAUGGAACACAGUCCCGAUGAUCCUGUCUGUGUGAUAAAAGUUGAAGUCAGUUGUUGUACAGCAUGCCAGAGAAAGUUGAGGAAAAUUGUAUUAAAGAUAAGUGGUGUGUUGGACGUUUGUUAUGAUCCAAGAACAAAGUUGGCUACAAUUAGAGGCAAUUUUAAUCCUUUGAUGUUGAUUGAAGCCAUUAAGAAAAAGGGGAAGAAGGCUGAGCUGAUAUCUUAUUCCAAGAAUCCCCUUUCACAUAAUAGUAGAAACUCCAAAGAAGCAGCUAAUUGCCAUACCAAGGACUACAAGGGCAAAGCCAAAGUUGGUGAUGACACAAAUUGUUGGAAUAGUAGUGAUGAUGAGACUUGCGAUGAUCAGGAUUAUUAUGUGUCAAAGAAAAAAUAUCAUAAAGCUGAAGCUUAUGUGGCCCCUCAAGGAGUUGAUCCUAGCAUCUGCAGGGAUCACUACUGCAAGAUACAUAGAAGAGGUGGAGGCAUGCGAGAUUAUGUUACUCAAGAAGAAAGACAGAAAAAGUAUGCUAUGUUUAUGCAAAUGGGAGGUCACCCUGCUGGAGACAUGCUUCCUCCAUAUCAAUAUGCCCAUUAUGGUCCCGACCUGGAUUAUGGGUUUUAUCAGCCCAUGUCAGGGUUAAAUGACUUCACUCGCACUUGCACCAUUAUGUAAGUGUCAUAUUUUGUCAACACUG
This is a messenger RNA of Solanum pennellii, 769 nucleotides long. RefSeq lists its product as uncharacterized. The record is from RefSeq and is a predicted model, not a curated record. Bases 1 to 747 code for a protein of 248 amino acids. Lineage: Eukaryota; Viridiplantae; Streptophyta; Magnoliopsida; Solanales; Solanaceae. Gene Ontology annotation, molecular function: metal ion binding. The transcript is spliced from 5 exons.